Molecule: messenger RNA, 730 nt
Organism: Batrachochytrium dendrobatidis JAM81
Lineage: Eukaryota; Fungi; Chytridiomycota; Chytridiomycetes; Rhizophydiales
Exons: 2
Molecular function (GO): protein-containing complex binding
Source: RefSeq, a predicted model, not a curated record
GCUUGCUGGAGAAUUACCCAGAAGUGAAAAUGAAGAUUGAAAAAGAGGCUUCACAGCGACUACAGUACAUUGAGUCAAGAGAAAAGGCCAAUCUGGACAAGGCAGUUCAUGACAUUACUGAUGUGGAAGUUGUUCGUGAAAAAUUGAAAACUGUACCGCUUUUUCGCAAUACACCAACAGCCUUUUUGCAUCAGAUUGUAUUGGCAUCAAGAAUUUUUGUAGCAGAAAAAAACAGCAUCAUCAUUAAAAAGGGUGAAAUCGGUCGUUCAAUGUACUUUGUGAUUGACGGCGCAGUACAAGUUGUUUCCGAAGAUGCCAAGCAAGUCUAUGUUCAAAUGGAUGCCAACUCAUUUUUUGGCGAAGUGUCGCUUUUUUAUGAAGUAAAUCGCACUGCAACAGUCUGCGCAAGUAGUAAAACCACAUUGGUUGAGCUUUCCAACGAUACAGUUCAAUCGAUUUUAAAAACUUACCCUAAUCUUAUGGGACAGAUUCAUGAGCGAGCCAAAGAUAAUUACACGUUGUUUAUGGCGAGACAAAAGGCGCUGCAAGAGCAUCAUGUUCCUGAUAGUGAUAAGCAUCGGUUCGAUAUCGAGGCGACAGUUAGCAGAUUGCGCAAAGUGCCCAUAUUUGAAAAAUGCAAUGAAGGGUUUUUAGGCACAUUGGCUUUAAGCACGUCUAUCCGCACUUUGAAGGAAGGCGAUUUGGUAAUCAGUGCUGGGCAGCCAUCACU